Kwoniella botswanensis is the source of this 1479-nucleotide messenger RNA. RefSeq lists its product as uncharacterized. The transcript has 10 exons. Bases 1 to 1479 code for a protein of 492 amino acids. Lineage: Eukaryota; Fungi; Basidiomycota; Tremellomycetes; Tremellales; Cryptococcaceae. The record is from RefSeq and is a predicted model, not a curated record. Gene Ontology annotation, cellular component: transcription factor TFIIH holo complex; transcription factor TFIIH core complex. Gene Ontology annotation, molecular function: ATPase activator activity; double-stranded DNA binding. Gene Ontology annotation, biological process: nucleotide-excision repair.
AUGGUCCAACCUUCCUUCUCCCACCCUCGUUCCGACCCUUCAUCCUCCUCUUCCUCGAAUUCACCAACAGCCGCACUGGAUGCAUUUCUCGAUAAUCAGCAUCAAUCAUAUUUCGAAGAAUUAUACAAGUCAGAGGCAGUAUGUCUAUGUAUACUGAGGUCAUUACCUCCUGUGUGUAGGCAUCUGAUAUUGCAUCAUUUAUGGUCACAUAUGCCCCUGAGAACGACAGAGGUGAAGAGCUUUCUGCAGCUGGAUGUACAUACCCAGCUAGAAGUUGUCGACGAAAUAGUGAGACCGGCGUUGAAUAGGAAGAUCAUACAUCCCAUGAUACAUAAGAAGAAUAAGUUUUAUUGGCCUUGGAAUGACGCUUUCAAGAAAGGUUUGAGAAACGCUUUGACCGGAUUAGGAACAUCAAAUUCGUUUGGUGUACCGUUUGACAGACCAGAUGAUGUCGAAUUGCCAAGUCAGGAAGAUCUAGUAGCGUACGGAGAAGAGGCCUUCGAGGGUAUCCUCAAAUACAUGGUAUCAUCCGGACUAGGAAUUGGAUUUUCAGUAGCCAGACCUCAAGCUGAAGUGUUAGAGCUACUGCAUAUAAGUGGAUUGAUGAUUGAUCCUACCGACCCUACUGGUGAAAAUCCUAAUUUGAACAAGAUGACAAUUACGUCUAAAGGAUUUCAAUUCUUGUUGGAAGACCGACAGACUCAAUUAUGGGAGAUACUCAUGUAUUAUCUUACUGCCAAAGAGGCAAAUUCAGAAAGGUCAGCAGAGGUGUUAUCGAUGUUCUUCUCUUUAGGAUGUAUGCAGCUAGGACAGGACUACUCGGCUUCCAAAUCUUUCCCUCAUGCUUUAUCGGCGCUGAAUGACUUAGCUCAAUAUGGAUUCAUCUAUCGGCCAUCACCAGAUUCAGACCAGUUCUUCCCUACUCACCUCGCUACUGCCUUGUGCAGUGGUGAUGCAGCGGCUACGAAAGGGCAGGAAGCAGAUGAGAAGAGGUUCUUAAUUCUGGAAACUAACUAUAAAAUCUAUGCCUAUACGUCAAACGAGCUGGAAAUCGCAAUUUUGAACCUAUUUGUCGACAUCCGAAUCCGCUAUCCAAACUUGGUAGUGGGUAAAUUAGAUCGAAAGAACGUCAAAUCAGCUAUGGAGAAGGGCAUAUCGGCAAAUCAGAUCAUAUCGUAUUUGUCGAGUCACGCGCAUCCCCAGAUGUACAAUUCACCUCCACCGCUGUUACACCCUACAAUUGUCGAUCAAUUGCAUUUGUGGGAUAGGGAGAGGAAUAGGUUGAAAAUGGAGGAUACGGUCAUGCUAGAAUUCUUCAGCAAAGAGCUAUAUGAAGAUACCGAAAAUGAGGCGAAAGCGAACGCGGCUUUACAACUCAGUGUAUCUACGCAGAAAUUCUUAUUCAUUGAACCGCAGACGAAAGCUGCGAUUACGGACUUUGUGAAAGAGAGGCAGAAUCAAUUGAGAUCGGGAUUCUAA